AUGUUCGUGGGCGGUGUGAGCUUAUUCAGGGAGGACACCAAGACGACUGCCAGGCGGGAACUGCAGGAGGAACUAGGCUUUGGUCCCGCAGCUUCUGCGGCGCAGGAGGAGUCAACAGACUUUCGAUUUUUGUUUGAUAUCCUUGUGGAGACAUCUUACAAUCGGUGUUUCGUUGAUGUGUACGAGUACGUCGUUGAAGGAGGACAAGAGGAGAGCGCAAAGCUGGACCCAGAAGAGGUUCAGUGGGGGGACUGGAUACCGAUGGAGGAGGUGACACGGCGCGUCCUAUUGAACGGACUGUCGGGGGAGUGGACAUUUGUUCCGGACGGAUUGCUUGUCUGGGCGGCAUUUUUGCGCGCCACGGAUGCAGGUAGUGCGAAUUUGUCAAUUGAAGGAUCGGUAUGA
This is a messenger RNA of Nannochloropsis gaditana CCMP526, 405 nucleotides long. RefSeq names its product ntp pyrophosphohydrolase. The transcript has a single exon. The record is from RefSeq and is a predicted model, not a curated record. Gene Ontology annotation, molecular function: hydrolase activity. Bases 1 to 405 code for a protein of 134 amino acids.